Messenger RNA from Vanderwaltozyma polyspora DSM 70294, 786 nucleotides. It is a transcript of the gene CAB5, whose product is annotated as putative dephospho-CoA kinase. Gene Ontology annotation, molecular function: dephospho-CoA kinase activity; ATP binding. Gene Ontology annotation, biological process: coenzyme A biosynthetic process. Bases 1 to 786 code for a protein of 261 amino acids. The transcript has a single exon. Lineage: Eukaryota; Fungi; Ascomycota; Saccharomycetes; Saccharomycetales; Saccharomycetaceae. The record is from RefSeq and is a predicted model, not a curated record.
AUGUUAGUUAUUGGACUCACUGGUGGUAUUGCAUGUGGUAAGAGUACUGUCUCUAGGAGAUUAAAGAACCAUCACAAGAUUCCAAUUGUUGAUGCAGACAAGUUGGCUAGAGAUGUUGUCCAACCUGGUGAAGAUGCCUAUAAUCAGAUUGUAGAACAUUUCCAACCAAAAAUUCAUCAUCUUGUCCUAGCUGAUAAUCAGCUAGAUAGGUCAGCUUUAGGUAAAUAUGUCUUCGAAAACCCUGAAGAGUUGAAAGUUUUGAAUGGUAUCACUCAUCCUGCUAUCAGAUACAAGAUAUUUAGUACUGUCUUCGACUAUUAUAUUAGAGGUUACAGUAUGUGUGUUGUCGAUGUGCCACUAUUGUUCGAAACGAACUUGGAUGUUUAUUGUGGGUUGGUAAUCACAGUUGUUUGUAAAAAUGAAAUCCAACUGCAAAGAUUGCUGGCAAGAAACUCUGACAUGACUUUGGAAGAAGCUGAAAAUCGUAUUAAUUCCCAAAUUUCAAACGAUGAACGUGUUGAGAGAUCAGAUUUCGUCUUGAGAAAUAAUUUCGAUAUCCCUUCCUUAUACAGUCAAAUCGAUACUGUCAUGGAAAAGGUAAGACCUUCUUUUGUAAGAACAGCCUUGGAAUAUUUCCCACCUUUUGGUGUCGUCAGUGCUGCCUCUGUAGUAAUUUCCAAAAGGUUUUUAAUUCGUUGGAGACGCAAGAGAUCCAAGCAUAUCAAAGCAACAGAAGUCGAAGAAGAUGGAGAAGGAGAUGUAUAUCGACCAAUUGAAACAAAUUAA